CAACCAAGCCAAGAGUUCAGAAGGAAGGGAUACGUCGUCAGACUCUCAAUUCAAGAACUCCCGUCAUGAACUUGCCUAACCCGCAUCUGUGUUCGAAUGUAUUAUGUCGACGGUGGUCCAAUCCGCGUUUGGAAAUCAUUCUUUCGAUGCACCCGCAACACAUUUGGAUCGUUUAACCGAUUGGAUUUUUCGGUUGCUGUAAUAUACAUAGGUACGGAUACAUACGCUACGGUUGCUUGUUGCGCCAUUCUUAGUUGGAAGUUGCCGCCAAGUUGGAGCCUCGAAGCAAUCGGAAGGGCAGCGCGAAACCGUCCAACGCCCUGCGCGGCUUAUCUCGUAUAAACCGGAUCGCCGCACGAGCCGGCUACCAUUGACACUGAGGUUCGUCGCUCAAUGAUUGGAUCGCCCACAGUCUGAUGCUUUGCCGCUGUCAUUGGCAUUGCCCCGCGCCGAGGCCGGCCCGUCUGGGAGGAUGCCCGAGGCAAUGAUACCCCCGAGGAGUACCUCUUCCUCGAGCGCACGCCUGCAGUCCUCGCAAGAUGGAACAGCUCCAACUGUGCGCCCGCGAAACCGCCGCUUUCUAGACGGCGCGGACGGUGCUGCAUCUUCCUCGGCCUGGUCGAGUCCAAGCCGAUCUCCAACACGCGAGACAACCCCAAUUCCGGCGGAACGUAUCGGUGCCGUUACUGGAAGGAACAAUCUUGGAACUGAAGCUGCGGGGAGCCCCUCUCGAGCGAAAAUCUCGCCUCCGGGUCGUGGAUUCCUUGAUGGCGGAUGGGCUCCGAGCUGGGCGGCCGUACAAGAUCUUGCCUCCUCGCUGCUUGCCAGCGGGGGGUCGGCGUUGAGUGGGGAGUCUCGCCAGCCACGCAGCAGAGAUGGGAGCAGGCCACGGAAUCACAACAGGCAGGGCGACUCCAGAAACGAUCAUGGCAGCGGCAAAUGGGGUCCAGAACCUCCGGCAAAGGGGAGACCGCACGCGGCCGACAUCGCAGCCGGAUCGCGCGCAGAGAGGGAAGCGACCUUGAAGGCUAUGAGAACAGCAAGCGUACUUGAGAGCUAUGACGGCGUCAACGGAGGGCUAGAUGUUACUGGGAAGUUCAAGAAGCGCAACUCAGAUGAAAUCAUUCGGGAGACGCCGCCAAGUCAAGAGACGGAGGAGUAUCUGGCCUACAUCCACCACGUCCAGCCGACAGACACCUACGCAGGGAUCGUGCUUAGAUAUCGAUGCAGGGAGGACGCCUUUCGGAAGGCUAACGGGUUAUGGUCUCGGGAUAAUAUCCAAGUGCGGAAGUGGUUGGCGAUACCCGUUGAUGCAUGUGAAGUCAAGGGCCGCCCUUGUAACCCGCCAGAUAACCCAUCCUCAAUGGUCGACCUUCUCUCUCGGACUCCGGAUACAACGGACCCGUUUGGCAGGGACAAACAUGGAACGGAGGACGGAUAUUUCUCCAGCUCUAGGACUGAGUCGACCAUGUCUCAUGUAGGGCCUGGCGACAACGAAAAGCCAUGGACACAUGUAAGAUGGGUGUCGAUAGACUCGCACCCACAUCCCGUCGAGGUCGGUCGAGUACCGCGAAAAGCACUAGGUUACUUCCCUCCGCGCAGGAAAAAAAGCCUGCACACCACGUCAACACUCACUACACCACGAGUAUCCAUUGACCUACCGAGUGUCGCUGUGUCCGAGGCGGCCGUGGAGAGCCCGCGCAGCGGUACCUCCCGUCGACCGAGCCUCUUGUCAAACCGCCCGACGCGCAGUCCCUCUUACGGCGAUGCCACCUCCGGCUCAGCACCAAGAAGCAGCCUGAACAGCGACGACGCCAAACCGGCCUGGAUGCGCCGCCCUGGCGGUGUCGGCUCUCUCGGCAGGCACGUGCGCGCGCCGGGCCCGGAGAGGGAUUAUUUCAACGCAUGGGCCAAGAAGCACUUACCAGGGCUAAAUCUCGACUCUCUGCCGUCCAUGUCGGUCAUGGGCUCUGAGACUGCGCGGUUUGGUUUCACUAGAGCAGACGACAACACGCCGGCAGCCAUCGUCGAGAGUCCCUUUGAGGAGGGCCGUGAUGCCGCAUCGACCAGCCGGCAGGGCACGGGGCUCGAUAAGGCCGCCGCUGCAAUCGAAACAUGGUUGAGAGGCGCUCUUGAGCGGGCCAAACAGGCACCUCUCACGCCUGUUCUUGGGCCGCGGCGGAGGUCGUACGCUUCGCCGCCGCCGGGUGAUCUUAUCGAGUUGACGGAUAAUGCUAGCGAUGAUGGGCGCCAUGAAUCCUCGCUGUUAGACUCAAGGAGCCAGCUCAAUCCCGCUUUAGCCACUCCCACGUCUGGAGUACCGGGUGGGUCCUCGGGACGAAGCUCUGAGCAGGGCACCACGAUUCGCGGAAGGGCUGGGGAGUGUCGGCACCCCGUAAAGACGCUAUGGCGCGAAGGGGCGGGCGACAAGUCGGGCGGCCACAACAUCCGACUGACGGUGUGCAAGAACUGCGGGCGGUUCUGUGACAAAUAUGUCGAGCACGACUUUGUGGUGUUGUUCAUCGACCUAGUCUUGAUCAAGCCGCAGGUGUAUAGACAUUUGCUGCACAACACGUUGAUGAAGGAUGAGGACGAGUUUGCGCCAUCCAUCAUCCGUCUCGGAAUUCUCCUGCUCCUCUUCGACGUCUACCUCACGUGGGCGCGCAUCGAGCGCCAGUCUGUCCCCGACGCGGAUCCCGCUAGCGGGAGCAACUUUGGCCGACUGGCGCAACAACCGAUCGUGUUCCAAUACCUGUUCUUCCUAAUCUUCUGCACUCUCUCAACACUAGCCUUCCACAGUUCCAUCCGGUUCCUCACGUCGAGCCGCUACUCGCCGCUGGGCUGGCUGGGGAUCCUGCCGCAGUACUCGCGGCCCAACUCGGUGUCGACGGCGCUGCUCGUGUCGUCGUCGACCAAGCUGUUCCCCAUCCUCAUGGUCAUAUGGGAGUACGACGUGCCCGCGGCCGCGCGCUCGCUGGGCUGGGCAGUCGUCGCCAACAACGUCGAGGCCCUCAAGAUCCUGCUCGACUGCGGCUACGGUGUCGCCGCUCUUCUGGCCACCGCCGGCGCCCUCAGCCGCUGGGCCAUGGGCAGGGCCGUGCUGUGGGCGGCGGGCCUGGAGGGGGUCGAUUCCGCCGGCGAGACUGGGGUGGCUGAAGAUGGGAGAGCGCUGGGCGCUUUGCUGCUGUACUUGAGGGACUGGGCUGGGAGGUUGGCGGUUGGGUAGGCAGGAAGCAAGUUGCGAGACUCGAGAGAUAACAAACGGGGAUGAUUGACGAUUAACGUUGUCUUUUCCUGUCCCCGGGACCAAGUUUGAUGCAACUUUGAAUUAGCUGCCUCUGCAGGAGUGCUUGACUGUACAAGUCCCAAUUUCCCCAAUGUAAGGUGCGCAAAACCUAAAUGUCCCCGGCCCUGACCCCGAACGCCGUCCUGUUCCUUAUACCUAU
Canariomyces notabilis is the source of this 3446-nucleotide messenger RNA. Its product is annotated as carbohydrate-binding module family 50 protein. NCBI's taxonomy places the organism in Eukaryota, Fungi, Ascomycota, Sordariomycetes, Sordariales, Chaetomiaceae. The coding region runs from base 473 to 3226 and encodes 917 amino acids. The transcript has 5 exons. Gene Ontology annotation, cellular component: cortical endoplasmic reticulum; Golgi apparatus. Gene Ontology annotation, biological process: regulation of plasma membrane sterol distribution; intracellular sterol transport; sterol metabolic process. The record is from RefSeq and is a predicted model, not a curated record.